This is a messenger RNA of Ramularia collo-cygni, 1389 nucleotides long. RefSeq lists its product as uncharacterized. The transcript is spliced from 3 exons. The record is from RefSeq and is a predicted model, not a curated record. NCBI's taxonomy places the organism in Eukaryota, Fungi, Ascomycota, Dothideomycetes, Mycosphaerellales, Mycosphaerellaceae. The coding region runs from base 1 to 1389 and encodes 462 amino acids.
AUGGAGCUCAACCAGUGGCAUCCACUUGCGGAAGCUUACACUAAGGUACUACUGCAGCAGAGACGCCUGGCUCUGAGAGUCCCAAUGUCAAGCCCACGCCGCGGGAAGACUGGCAGUAUACUCAGAUGGGAAGGUAUAAAGUGCACUAUUUCCUUCAUCACUUCAGGAUUCUCUGGACGCUUCUCUACACGACGAGACUCUUUGAACUCACUCAAGGCACCCGACAUCAUGUUGCCAACUCUCAUUCCACUCUACGCCUUGCUAACAACAGCUCUCGCAACUCCUAGUUCACCCAAGCUUCUCGCUGUUAGGCAACAAACGCAGCAAAUCAACAUCAAUGUACAAAUCUCGGACUCCCAAUUCAAGAGCUUCGAGAAUGCCAACGCCUUGAAGCAAUAUCUCCAGGGUCAAGGUUACAACUACGCUUUCAAUUACAACCAGCUCUCGCAAGGUGUCGCCUCGAUCGAUAGAUACUUUGCGACGAAAGCUGCCCAAACAACCACUUCCAACACAAACAAUGGAUUCUUUGCCGAGGAUAAUACAGCAGUUCAGACAGACAGCGAUUCUACAUCCUUGAAAGGUGGUCCUUCAUACACCAACAUCUCCCUCUCUGCCACCGAGAAUUUAGUUCAGGCCAUAUCAUUCAGUGAUGGUGAUGCUGGAACCGCUGGUGGUGCUAUUCAACGAUUGAAGGAUAUUUCCAGCACAUCUACUUCUGGAUCAUCAAACUCAACCGCUACAGUGACGGCAACAACCGCUCUGGUUCAAAUCUCUGCUGAAGCAAACGUUGAGAACGCCAGACAGAACCUCGUCGUGGACGGCGGACCCCAGGAUGCUUUGACGGGCGGCGUGUGUGCAGCUGGGUCGAAUGRUGCUUCAGCUCGCUCGGAGAUUAUCACCACCAUGAAAAUCCCCGUUAAUGUCAGUGGUCAGCCCACCAGCGGAAGUACUGCAGCUUCAUUCUGUGAGGCUGGUAUCAGUGGGAGGUCAAGUGGCCAGCCUGAUGGAAGCGGAACAAGCUCGAGCAUUACACAGGCUGCAUUGACGGAUGGAGGAGUCAGUGCCGGUGUUGUAUGUAACGGAGGGGCUGUUCGAAGAGCUGUGCCAGUUGGGUACUUUUACAGGGGUCAGGACGGCAAGUGCUCAGACUUCUUGUUCAUAGAAAUGAACACCGCAAAUCUAAACGCUCUCACGAUGGUAUUUGACCUAUUCCAUCGAUCAUCCGUCAAAGCCAGUCAAUGUUAUGGAGUCUGCGACGGUUACCAAGGAUUCCGUAGCCUCGCUGUUUGGUUCAGGCCGACUGGGAUCGGAACGUUCAAAGCAAUGUUCGGUGUAGAAACACUCCAAAAGAAUAAGACAAAAGAAACGAGCGAGUACGAGAGUAUGUGA